UUCCAUCUGGAUCUGAUUUCAAGCUCCUCAGAUCUCUCCCCCUUCGCAUUUUCCCGUUUCUUUAGCUCCACACCUUCACUUCCGUUCCGUACAAAUUUCAAAAUCAGAUCAAAAAAGAGAAAUAAAUAAAAAUGGCGGCGAUCGCAGUGCACAAGUUCGCUCAGUGCAUCACAUGCCAUGCUUGGAGCCCCGACCUCUCUAUGGUUGCAUUUUGUCCCAACAGUAAUGAAGUUCAUAUCUACAAAUUGUUGCAAGACAAGUGGGAAAAGGUGCAUGUUCUUCAAAAGCAUGACCAAAUUGUUUCUGGGAUAGACUGGAGUGCAAGGUCAAACAGGAUAGUUACCGCAUCUCAUGAUCGAAAUUCAUAUGUGUGGAACCUUGAAGGAUCAGAAUGGGUACCAACCCUUGUUAUUCUUAGGCUAAACCGCGCUGCACUUUGUGUCCAGUGGAGUCCAAAAGAAAACAAGUUUGCUGUUGGGAGUGGGGCUAAAACUGUUUGUGUAUGCUACUAUGAGCAAGAAAAUAACUGGUGGGUCAGUAAACUAAUAAGGAAAAGACAUGAUUCUUCUGUGACUGGUGUUGCUUGGCAUCCCAAUAAUAUUUUUCUUGCAACGACAUCUACAGAUGGAAAAUGCCGAGUGUUUUCCACCUUUAUAAAAGGUGUUGAUACAAAGGAUUCAAGAACAGGCCCUACUUCAGACUCAAAAUUUGGAGAGCAAAUUGUUCAGCUUGAUCUCUCAUUUUCUUGGGCAUUUGGUGUGAAGUGGUCUCCAAGUGGCAAUACCUUAGCUUAUGUAGGUCAUAAUUCUAUGAUUUACUUCGUUGACGAUGUUGGACCUUCCCCUUUGGCUCAAAAUGUUGCAUUCCGUGAUUUGCCUCUUCGUGAUGUUUUAUUUGUUUCAGAGAGAAUGGCCAUAGGAGUGGGAUUUGACUGCAGCCCAAUGGUUUUUGCUGCAGACGAUAGAGGAAUAUGGAGCUUUAUCCGAUUCCUUGGUGAAAGGAAAGUGACAUCUUCAGGAUCAACAUAUGGUUCACAGUUCUCUGAAGCAUUUGGGAAACUAUAUGGUGGGCAAACAAAGCAUGGAGUGAGCCAUGAUGCAGUUGAACCUUCAAGAUCACGUGGAGGCAUUCAUGAGAACUGCAUCAAUUGUAUUCUGCCGCUUAGGAGGCCUGAUAUCUCUACAAUAGCACGCUUCAGCACUUCAGGGCUGGACGGAAAAGUGGUUAUAUGGGAUUUGGAGAACCAAGCUGAUCUAUCUGACUAUUUGUAAACAUUGAUCUGUGAAGUUUUCACAUCCUCGUACUUUGUAAAGAAUAUCUCUUUAGCAAUAUCAGGUACAGGAAAGUUCUUUGUAAUAUUAAUUUGGUUGUGACCAAUUGCUGAUAAGUCAACAGAUACCCUUGCAGAAUCAAUUACAAGUUCAAGUAAUUUUACUUUUGUAUUCAUGUCUAUGACGACUGUACAUGUAAUGUAAGGAAAAAGAAAAGCAAUGUAUUGUGGCCUGCAACUUUUGCCAAAUUUUAUUUCAGCAAGUGGGUGGAAAGAAAAAGAUAUGAUAUUCC
Molecule: messenger RNA, 1563 nt
Organism: Corylus avellana
Lineage: Eukaryota; Viridiplantae; Streptophyta; Magnoliopsida; Fagales; Betulaceae
Product: actin-related protein 2/3 complex subunit 1A
Biological process (GO): Arp2/3 complex-mediated actin nucleation
Cellular component (GO): Arp2/3 protein complex; actin cytoskeleton
Molecular function (GO): actin filament binding
Source: RefSeq, a predicted model, not a curated record